Messenger RNA from Paramuricea clavata, 156 nucleotides. The record is from the annotation of a GenBank genome assembly. NCBI's taxonomy places the organism in Eukaryota, Metazoa, Cnidaria, Anthozoa, Malacalcyonacea, Plexauridae.
AUGGCCGAUUUCUUGUGGCAAGAUUACCGAUCGUGGCCGGAGCAACCAAGUGAUCUACCCGACGUAGACGACACAGACGUGGAGGUGGAGGUGAAAAGAAACAAGGCGAAUAUUGGUGCCGUCAUCGUAUCUGAGAACGCAAUUCCCAAGUUGUAA